AACCCAAUUGCCCCUCCGUCCGCUAUUAAAGGCCAAUUCAACUGCCGCAUCAAACCAACCACCCCUCUUGCCUUCCCUCGCUCGGCGGCCAACUCCACCGACGGUGACCGCACCCUAUCUCCCCUCUCCUACUCCUCUGGAUGCAACGGUCGGAUCACCGCCGCGCUUUCAUGAACCUGUGGAACGACGACAACACCUCCGUCAUGGAGGCCUUCCUCUCCUCCUCGGCCACCGUCGCCGCCCCCGACCACCACAGCUUCUGGCCGCCGCUACCUCCGCCUCCGGCUUCCAUCCCCGCUUCCUCCUCAUCCACCACCUCCUCCACCCAUUCCACCGUCACCUCAUCGGCUCCGGCGCACUUCAGCCCGGACACCCUCCAGCAGCGCCUCCAUUCGCUGAUCGAGGGCGCCCGGGAGAAAUGGACCUACGCCAUCUUCUGGCAGUCCUCCCCUCCCAGCGGUGCCGCCGUUCUCACCUGGGGCGACGGCUACUACAGGGGCUGCGAGGAGGACAAGCGGAAGCCGCUCCGCAGCGGUGCGUCGUCGGCGGCGGAACAGGAGCAUCGCAAGCACGUGCUCCGGGAGCUCAACGCCCUCAUCUACGGGGGAUGCGGCGGAGGCGACGACGCGGCGGACGAGGAGGUCACCGACACCGAGUGGUUCUUCCUCGUGUCCAUGACCCAGACCUUCGCUCCCGGCGCUGGCCACCCCGGCCAGGCUUUUCUCUCAGGCUCGCCGGUCUGGAUCGCCGGGGCGGACCGCAUGGCGGCGGCACCGUGUGAGCGGGUGCGGCAGGCGCAGGCAUUCGGGCUGAGGACGAUGGCCUGCGUCCCCCUGGAGAGCGGCGUCGUGGAGCUCGGUUCGACGCACGACAUCUUCCAGAGCUCGGAGAUCUUGAGCAAGGUCAGAUUACUCUUCGGCCAAGGCAGUGGCCGCCGACCCGCGGCCGCAUCCUGGCCUACACCGCAGCCGGCGGUGGCGGAGCAGGGGUUGCUGGAUCCCUGCAUGCUCUGGAUGUCGGAGCCUUCGGCGCCGAAGCCCCCUUCUCAUUUCGAUAAACCCAAUUCCGGCAGUCUCACCGAAAACCCUAACCUCAAUUUCACCGGCGAGAUCAAAACGAUUCCCUCCACUCCCGUCGGCGGAGGCGGAGGAACCCUCUACGUCGACAACCACAUCUCGUAUGAGAUCAAGAAGGCGACGUCGAGGGAGAGCAACGACGAGGCAUUCCUUUCCUCGUCCGCUGAUGUCGUGGUGGCGGAAGUGAAGUCCGAGGGCGGUUGCGGCGGCGGGAAUCUCUUCGGCGCAGACUCGGACCACUCGGACCUCGAGGCGUCGGCCCGGGAGGUGACAAGCAGCGCCGUAAUGGAGCCCCCGGAGAAAAGGCCCAAGAAGCGCGGCCGGAAGCCUGCCAACGGCCGCGAGGAGCCGCUCGACCACGUGGAGGCAGAGCGGCAGCGCCGGGAGAAGCUGAACCAGCGGUUCUACGCCCUCCGCUCCGUCGUCCCCAACGUGUCCAAGAUGGACAAAGCCUCCCUCCUCGCCGACGCCGUCACCUACAUCAACGAGCUCCGCUCCAAGAUGCAGGCUCUCGAGUCCGACAAACGAAAGCUGCAGUCGGAGCUCGGCGUCCUCAAGAUGGAAAGAGAGUCCGGAUCCGGCCGCCAGAUGCCGCCUGCGGGCCCCAGGCCCGCCGCAUCGAACUGGCCCGGGCGCUGCAGCGAAGUGGAGGUGGAGGUGAAGAUACUGGGCUGGGAGGCCAUGAUUCGGGUGCAGUGCGACAGGAGGUGCCACCCGUCGGCGAGGCUGAUGAUAGCGCUGAGGGAACUGGACCUCGAGGUGUACUACGCCAACGUCUCGGUGGUGAAGGACCUCAUGAUCCAGCAGGUGACCGUGAAGAUGACGAGCCGCAUCUACACCCAGGAGCAGCUCACUGCCGCGCUGUUCUCCAGCGUAACAGCUGAUCAUCCUCCUCACGCCAUGUAGAGCCAGCACACGCGAGCUUCGUCGCCGGCUACUACUGUAGCUCGGGGUACAGCGUCACUGCUCCUAUUACCACAUAUGUCAGAAUCUAGAGCAGCCACUGCCGCAUCUCUGCGUUAGAUCUGCAGUAGAAUAGGCCAUCAGAUCUCUUGUUCUGUGUAGACCACAAGUGCAUGAUUUAUCAUCCAAGUCGAGUUGUUGGAUCAAACGAGCGCAAGAUAAUACUCCACACUGUAAACUUUGUUAAUCGAGAGCUUAAGAGCAAGUGCUCGUGGAUGAUCACCUUUGCAGCCA
Musa acuminata AAA Group (dessert banana) is the source of this 2273-nucleotide messenger RNA. RefSeq names its product transcription factor MYC2. Gene Ontology annotation, cellular component: nucleus. The record is from RefSeq and is a predicted model, not a curated record. The transcript has a single exon. Gene Ontology annotation, molecular function: protein dimerization activity; DNA-binding transcription factor activity; transcription cis-regulatory region binding. Lineage: Eukaryota; Viridiplantae; Streptophyta; Magnoliopsida; Zingiberales; Musaceae. Gene Ontology annotation, biological process: regulation of DNA-templated transcription. Bases 141 to 1982 code for a protein of 613 amino acids.